Alternaria postmessia is the source of this 1620-nucleotide messenger RNA. RefSeq lists its product as uncharacterized. Gene Ontology annotation, molecular function: NADH dehydrogenase activity. The transcript has 4 exons. The coding region runs from base 1 to 1620 and encodes 539 amino acids. NCBI's taxonomy places the organism in Eukaryota, Fungi, Ascomycota, Dothideomycetes, Pleosporales, Pleosporaceae. The record is from RefSeq and is a predicted model, not a curated record.
AUGUCUGUGUUGCCGGGUGGUGUUAGGGAGCUUGCGGCCAGCUCGCGCCUGGGAUCGCUAUCUCGAACGAGUGCUUUGGUAAGCGGAAAGUAUGGAAAGAGCUUGGAACAGAGAAGAGGAAUUACGAUUGACAAGUUGGAUGAAGGGAGAGGCAACCGCGAGCGCGUAGUUAUCCUAGGAUCCGGAUGGGCAGGCUUCACAGUCGCCCGCUCUCUCGACGCCUCGAAAUUUCAAACCCUCGUUGUAUCUCCCCGUUCCUACUUCGCCUUCACGCCCCUCCUGGCCUCUACCGCCGUCGGCACCUUGGAAUUUCGCACUGCCCUCGAACCCGUGCGCAGCCGACGAACAAAAGUCGAAUUCUUCCAAGGAUGGGCCGACGAUGUGGAUUUCAAGAAUAGGACGAUUACGAUCGAAGAGGCGGUUGAUGAUCCGAAGCAGGGUGUUGCGUUGACUACGGAUCGGCACGCAGGCGAGACCAAGGAAGAGAGGGAGGUGGAGAGGAAGAAGGAGGCUAAAGUGGGGAAGUUGUUCGAUGUGCAGUAUGACAAGUUGAUUGUGACGGUGGGAUGUUAUAGCCAGACGUUUGGUACCCCAGGUGUCAAGGAACACGCUUUCUUCCUCAAGGACGUGGGCGACGCGCGUAGGAUCCGGAAUCGCAUCUUGGCAUGCUUUGAAGGCGCGGCGCUACCUACUACUUCUGUUGAGAUGAAGAAGCAAUUGCUCAACUUUGCUGUUGUGGGGGGUGGGCCUACGGGAAUCGAGUUCAGUGCCGAGCUGCACGACUUGAUUAAUGAGGAUAUGAAGAAGUUGUACCCGGAACUCAUUCAGUAUCAUAAGAUUACUGUUUACGAUGUUGCGGAGAAGGUGUUGCCGAUGUUUGACAAGAAACUCGCGGGGUAUGCGAUGCAGAAGUUUAAGCGUAGGGGUAUUGAUAUCAAGACGAGCCACCAUGUGGAGGAGCUGAGGCCGGGAGCGCCGGCUGAGAGGGGUAUGUCGGAUGAUAUCGAUGAUUACCAUUUGUAUACGCUCAAGGUCAAGGAGGAGGGUGAGAUUGGAGUAGGCAUGUGUGUCUGGAGUACAGGACUCAUGCAGAAUCCCUUCGUCGACCACGCACUUUCCUCUGUCCGCGAGGCACCCACCGACCUACACCUCCCAUCCUCAUCGUCCUCGUCUUCCGCACUCAACAAAGACGUAAAAUGGAUAGUCAAGAAAGACCCAAAAUCCGGCUCUAUCAUCACCGACGAUCACCUCCGCGUAAAGCUAAUCCCUUCCUCAUCCUCAUCCUCAUCCGAACAAAGCAGCUCCACCACAACCGAAGCAAUCCAUCCCUCCGUCUUCGCCCUCGGCGACUGCGGCAUCAUCCAAGACACGACCUACCCCGCCACCGCACAAGUCGCAUCUCAAAAGGCCUUUUGGCUCGCCAAACGGCUAAACAAGGGCGACUUAUCCCCGUCCUCGCCUUCUUCAGAGUCCAAGGGAUUCACAUACAAAGAUCUCGGUACGCUGGCGUAUAUUGGUAAUUGGAAUGCCUUGUUCCAGGGAGGUGGCAAGUGGGGUGAGAUAAUGUUCUGGGGAUUCUUCUAUGAUCUCAACCACCGUGGCUUCGGCGAGAACUUGUAG